Messenger RNA from Prorocentrum cordatum, 303 nucleotides. NCBI's taxonomy places the organism in Eukaryota, Dinophyceae, Prorocentrales, Prorocentraceae. The record is from the annotation of a GenBank genome assembly.
AACAACUACCACAUGCCCCACCACGUGUUCAAGCAGCUGCAGCUCAAGCACUACCGCCAGGAGUGCUCGGAGGUGGUGCCGGGGGAGCUGUACAUCUCCAGCUACCAGGUGGCGAGCAAUCUGGAGAGCCUCCAGAGGUGGCGCAUCACGCACAUCGUCAACACCGCCGCGGACGUCUGCGACAGCUGCUUCCCCGACCUCAUCACCUACACGACCUACUACCUGAAGGACCUCCGACACGAACAGCGAGGAGAUAUCCCUGCUAUUCUACAGGACGCUGGAGUGGAUCCAGAACGCCAUUAA